AUGCUCGCAUACAACGGGCACCACGACUUGGUAAUUCGCCCGGACGACAUUUGGGCUGCGAUUAUGAUCCAGUUCGGUCGCUACGUCAACGGUGCCCCGGAUGAUGUGAAGUCGACGAUCAUCCAUUCUGGCUCGAGCGCCAACCUUAUCUUUAAGAUCCCGGACGUCAACAGUGUCAACUAUGAUGAAAUCGCAGCCGCCUUGGUGGUGCGCAUGCAGUCACAUCUCGUCGACCCGGCUUUACUCGAAUGGAUGCUUCCCAGCUUCACGACAUCGACACCGCACGACACGAUCAUCGGAAGCGUCGCCAUGCUCGCGUCGAUGGACGAGUCCGUGUGCUCGAUGCCCACAAUGCAGUGUGGGAUCCCACAUGUGACACUGCUCGGCACGGUUGCCGACUGGAUGGACAUUCGUGCCCGUGCUCAGCGCUUUGCGGCACUCGGUCUUCCGGGAUGGGCCAAGAUGUUGCACUCGAUCCUCGACAAAUUCGUGGCGGCAACCGAGGGCAGCGUGGACGAGGACUUCUGGCAACACAUGGUGCUUGAUGGCGACGUCUCGGGCGCGCGCUAUAUCGGCGGCUGGAUUUGCGUCUUUUGCGUCUUUGCCAACGACGGCGCGUGGCAAUGCGCGAAGAGCUGGACGAGCAUCGAGACGGCGCAUGACGAUAAGGACAAAUACCCGACGCUGCGCCUGGACCAAGUGCCCGCUGGGUACGUCGUUGUCGACGUCAAGCUUGAAGACGAGUCGGGCUGCUACGACACGGUGCUUCUCGCGGGUCACAUGGCAUACGGCGUCCAAGACGGAGCGACGAUCGUGCCUCAGCUCGGACAGAUGUUGCGCUUGUCACCGAAACUCCGAACGCACAGCUCUCCCAGACAGAAGUGCCCGAUGACAUAA
Saprolegnia parasitica CBS 223.65 is the source of this 897-nucleotide messenger RNA. RefSeq lists its product as hypothetical. The coding region runs from base 1 to 897 and encodes 298 amino acids. The record is from RefSeq and is a predicted model, not a curated record. The transcript is spliced from 2 exons. NCBI's taxonomy places the organism in Eukaryota, Oomycota, Saprolegniomycetes, Saprolegniales, Saprolegniaceae.